Messenger RNA from Scophthalmus maximus (turbot), 1882 nucleotides. It is a transcript of the gene uap1l1, whose product is annotated as UDP-N-acetylglucosamine pyrophosphorylase 1, like 1. The transcript is spliced from 9 exons. The record is from RefSeq and is a predicted model, not a curated record. The coding region runs from base 100 to 1611 and encodes 503 amino acids. Lineage: Eukaryota; Metazoa; Chordata; Actinopteri; Pleuronectiformes; Scophthalmidae. Gene Ontology annotation, biological process: UDP-N-acetylglucosamine biosynthetic process. Gene Ontology annotation, molecular function: UDP-N-acetylglucosamine diphosphorylase activity.
CUCACUUCCUCCCCGGACCGGACAGAGAGCUCGUCGUCAGUCGGUCGCUCGUCGCUCGUCCGUCGGUCGCUCGUCGGUCGCUCGUCGCCGACUCGCAGCAUGUUCCCUCUGGAGCGGGUGCAGCGGAGCCUGGAGCGCGCGGGGCAGACGCACGUCCUGCGGUUCUGGCCGGAGCUGGAUGAGCGGGACCGGGCUCGUUUCCUCCAGGAGCUGACCCAGCUGGACCUGGGGGGCCUGGGGGGCCACUGCGAGCGGGCGGCGGCGGCUGCGGCGGCCCCCCCCGCCAGCCACGACCGAGGCGUCGAGCCGCUUCCCCCGCAGCUCGUCGGCAGCUCGAGGAGAAGCGACGCGGAGAGUCUCGGGUCCUGGGAAGAGGAAGGGCUGCUGCAGAUCUCUGAGAACCGAGUCGGGGUCCUGCUGCUGGCCGGGGGGCAGGGGACGCGUCUCGGCGUUCAGUAUCCCAAAGGGAUGUACGACGUCGGGCUGCCGAGCGGCAAAACCCUGUAUCAGAUCCAGGCGGAGCGCAUUCGAAAGAUCCAGCAGCUGGUGGACGUGAAGCGCGGAUCCAAGUGCACCGUCCCGUGGUACAUAAUGACCAGCGAGUUCACUCUGGCUCCCACGGAGAAGUUCUUCCAGGAGAACGACCACUUUGGUCUGGAGCCAUCGAACAUCGUGAUGUUUGAGCAGAGGAUGAUCCCAGCGGUGACCUUUGAUGGAAAGGUCAUCCUGCAGGGUAAAGGGAAGGUCGCCAUGGCUCCGGACGGUAACGGUGGACUGUACCAGGCGCUGGUGGACAACAAGGUGCUGGAGGACAUGAGGAGGAGGGGGGUGGAGUACCUGCACGUGUACUGCGUGGACAACAUCCUGGUCAAGAUGGCCGACCCCGUGUUCAUUGGGUUCUGCGUGAGCAAAGGGGCCGACUGCGGAGCCAAGGUGGUGGAGAAGGCGUUCCCUGCCGAGCCCGUAGGCGUGGUCUGCAGGGUGCAGGGUGUCUCCCAGGUGGUGGAAUACAGCGAGAUCCAGCCGGAGACGGCCGAGCUGCGAGGACCCGCAGGCGAGCUGGUCUACAGCGCCGGGAACAUCUGCAACCACUUCUUCACCAGGGCGUUUCUGCAGGACGUGGCAGAGAAAUUUGAAGGUCAACUCAAGCAACAUGUUGCCCUCAAGAAAGUUCCUUUUGUGGACGCACAAGGAAAUCAGGUGAAACCCGACAAACCCAACGGCAUUAAGCUGGAGAAAUUUGUAUUCGACGUCUUCCCCUUUUCAAGGAACUUUGUUGCGUUCGAGGUCGCGAGAGAGGAGGAGUUUUCCCCUCUGAAGAAUGCCGACGGCGCGGCGACAGACAACCCGACCACGGCCAGGAACUCUCUGCUGACUCAGCACCGCCGCUGGGCCGAGGCCGCCGGAGCCGAGCUGCUGGACCAACACGGGAACGUCCUUCCUCCUGCGGACGACAGUGUAUCAGCAGCAGACAGUCGUCCAGCUCAGUGUGAGAUUUCACCUCUGGUCUCUUACUUCGGAGAGGGCCUGGAGCCGCUGCUGAGAGGCCGGACGCUGCUGACGCCGCUGAUCCUGGACGAGAAACUGGCCAAAGAUCUGCAGACGCAGUGACGCUGCUCUGAUGUGUGAUUGACAGCAGACAUCUCAGAAGAUGAAGAAGAAGACGAUCAGCAAUGAAGGCGCUUGGGAAGUUUCAACCCAAGAAGAAUGAGAAACAGUUUGAACUUAAUGUGAAAAUCAAAUCAAAUGGUCGUUUCAUUUCAUUUCAUCUAUUGUAAUAGUCACUUUUAUAAGAGCAACAAAUCGCAAUGUGAUCAUUUGUCAAACUAUUAAGGGAAAUUAAACAUUGUUUUAUAUAUCUAAUAAAAAGUUGUUUGAGGAA